Molecule: messenger RNA, 972 nt
Organism: Manihot esculenta (cassava)
Lineage: Eukaryota; Viridiplantae; Streptophyta; Magnoliopsida; Malpighiales; Euphorbiaceae
Product: protein DOG1-like 4
Exons: 2
Coding region: 145-846 (233 amino acids)
Biological process (GO): DNA-templated transcription
Molecular function (GO): sequence-specific DNA binding
Source: RefSeq, a predicted model, not a curated record
AAAAAAACUUCUCAUCUCUUCCAAGUGUAUGCUGCUACACUCUUCCACUCGUCCUUAAAAAGCAGUCCUUUCUCCCCCUUUAAGCAUAUGCAAAAAUUAAAAAACUAACAUCAGAGGAAAUCUCUGGCUUCACCACUACCAAACAUGAGUAGCGCCACCACCAGCUUCGGCCGCUUCUACGAGACAUGGUACGACCAGCUCCACCACCUGGUCAAUCAACUGAGCAAAGCCCCAAAGCCUCCUACUAACCAGGAGGAUGCCACCCGUAUGUGUCUCCUCGUCGACAAACUCAUGAAUCACUAUGCUGAAUACUACAGGGCGAAGUCGGUGGCAGCAGAGUGCGACGUUUUGGGAGUGUUCACUGCCCCUUGGGCGUCCUCUCUGGAGCGGUCACUCCACUGGAUCGCUGGGUGGCGACCCACCACCUUGUUUCACCUUGUGUAUACAGAAUCCAGUAUAAUGUUCGAGUCCCACAUAAUUGAUAUUCUCAGAGGGAUCAAGACUGGAGAUCUCGGUGACCUAUCUCCCAACCAAUUUAGGAGAGUAAGCGAGCUGCAGUGCGAGACGGUGAAAGAAGAGAAUGCAAUAACGGAGGAAUUAGCAGAGUGGCAAGAUGGUGCAAGUGAGUUAACGAGGUCUACGUGCUCGGAGAUGAAUGAGAAGAUCAGCCUGUUGGUGAUGAUAGUGCAGAAAGCUGAUGAUCUGAGGCUGAGAACAGUGAGGAAGGUGGUGGAAUUUUUGACUCCACAGCAAGCUGCUGAGUUAUUGAUUGCUGCUGCUGAGUUGCAGUUUGGCAUCCGCUUCUGGGGAAGGAAUCAGGAUGUUCGUCGUCGCCAGUCUUCUUGAUCAUGCAUCCAUGGCCGCUGCUGGAUUUUCAUUUUGAUUUUAUUUUGAAGCUGUGUUACUGAUGCAGGACUAUGGUGGUUUUUUCGUUCCCUUGAAUAAAGUGUCUGUACUUCUCUUCUUCUAAGA